Molecule: messenger RNA, 2895 nt
Organism: Chara braunii
Lineage: Eukaryota; Viridiplantae; Streptophyta; Charophyceae; Charales; Characeae
Source: the annotation of a GenBank genome assembly
GGCGACCGAGGGAUGUCCUUACACCGGCGUGGGUGGGCAUACGCUGCAGGCCCUCAGGCUGUGGGAUCAGUGUCGUUUUUGCACGUUGGAGGAGGGAGGAAGGCGGACAUCCUCCUCUUGCUGUUGCUAUUGCUCCAGAGGAACUCGCUGAAGCCUUGCCAGUUGAUGUCUACCGUAUGAUUGGUGGCUCGCGGCUGAUGGGAGAAAGGGAGAUGGAGAGACGACAAUCUGGCCACCGAGGGGAUGACAACCCUCUUGCCACGCGUCAUCUGCAGUCUGUCGUACGGAACCACGCAUCUGCCACGUCAGGGAACAGCUGCCGUGAAGAUAUGGUGACACAGAGAAGAGUGGCACGCUCCGGCGUCGGGCCGGUUCGAAGCCCUCUGCUCGGUUCUCUGCUCCGUCAACAGAGCAGCCGCAUGGUCCUCCUCAUGCUGGCUAUGGUGGUGGCAAUCCUCAGCAGCAGCAGCAACUCCGGAGGUCAGGCGCGAUGGAGGGUCGCAGCGCAAAUCGGCCCUCCCAAUCUGUCUACUUGCGGCCAGGCUGCCGACUGCUGCAUGGUCCGUCCGACCGUCGCAGCCACUGCAUUUGCAGUCAACAACUCCAUUCCGCUGCACACUCGGCAAGCUCUGCAGACCGCCCUGCAGAGCACGACGUACGUSACGCGGAUCAAUGCCGCCUACAGAAGGCUGCGCAGCUUGAACAGCUCGGAUCCGCGCAGUCUGGAGCAGCAGAGGAGGACACACUGCGCAUUCUGCUCCUUUCCCCCAGCCUACGGAGACGCCUUCCAGGUGCACAGCAAUUGGUACUUCCUGCCAUGGCACAGGAUGUACCUCUACUACCACGAGAGGAUCCUGGCRUGGGCCUCGGGAGACAGCGCAUUCGCGCUGGGGUUCUGGAACUGGGACAGYAGUACCGGUCGUGCUUUCCCAGCGGCUUUCAGAGCCACCAACUCCUCCUUGUACACASCCAAUCGUGCCUCARCAACCAGCAUMRCCAACGGCGUUCUACWAGCGACGACUACGGAGAUCAUGAGAACGAAUGUCCGCGAUGCUGGCCAGUCGACGUUCUUCGGCGGGUCGACAAAUGGGAAUCCCGGGAGUCUGGAGUGGACCAGUCACAACGGGGUACACAAUGCAGUUGGCCGACCUCUUGACGGCCGUGAGAUGGSUCGGCUGGAGUGGGCUUCMUUGGACCCCAUCUUUUACGCCCAUCAUGCCAACGUCGACCGUCUGUGGAGCGUGUGGCUGGGACUCUCCGGGAUCCGCGCAAACCCCACCAGCACGGCCUGGCUCGAUUCCGCCUACACCUUCUACGACGAGAACGCGAGGGCCAGGACGAUACGUGUGAGAGAUGUGCUGAGCACGUCGGGCAAUCUUAGGUACUCGUACCAGGCUGUGACGAACACGUGGGUAACUGCACGUAGGCGCAUGUCUCGACUUCUGUUGCAGACAGCUCCCCCCCCCUCUCCACCUCUUUCUAAUGUUAGCUUGUCCACGAACUCAGGGCCGGUGGUGCUUGCGAGUGAGAACGACCGCGUGUCUGUAGCUCUGAGCUCGCCCUUGUCUGGCCCCGAAUCGACGGCUCGCCCGCUUAUCAGGCUGCAACAGCUGCGGUUCGACGCUAGCCGGCCGCUCGUCUUACACGUGUUCAUCAAUCAGCCCGACGCGACGGUCGACACCCCAAGAUCUGGAAAUCCAAACUACGUGACGUCCCUGUUCAGCAUACUGGGGGGGCCAUCCUCCAUGUCCGUGAAUCUGAAUCUCCCGAUCACAGGCGCCCUUGGCAGAAGCAGAGUGCCCGUCACUAGCCCCAUCUCCGUCCAAGUGGUGCAGGAUACCAGCCAAACGCAGGCUCGACGGGUUUCGUUCCAGGCCAUCGAGUAUACAAGAGUGACAGGGCCGUAGCCUUGUAGGAGAAAAUCGCAUGUUUCUCUUCAUCAGCCUCUCUCUCUCUCUCUCUCUCUCUCUCUCUCUCUCUCUCUCUCUCUCUCUCUCUCUCUCUCUCUCUCCCCGCUAGCGAGCGAGCGUACGAGGGGGAAAGGGAGGGAACGAGGGAGCGUGCUAUGGCUCUCUCUGUCUGUACACUUAUGUAAGUGUAUGUAUACGGGGUGUUGAGUGCAUGAUAAGUGGAUAUGAUGGAGACAUUAGAAGACAUUGGGGCUCCACCUCCUUUUUGCAUCCGAAAGAAUACCUGGGAUUUUCGGUUUUCGGUCUCUCUCUCUCUCUCUCUCUCUCUCUCUCUCUCUCUCUCUCUCUCUCUCUCUCUCUCUCUCUCUCCCCCCCACGCACACACACGCUAGCGAGCGCGCGAACGAGGGAGGAAGGGAGGGAGCGAGGCAGCGAGGUCGAGAGCGAGCGAGCUAUGGCUCUGCCUGUCCUUACACUUAUGUACAUCUAUAUAUAACUUAAUAAUAUAAGGGGUGCUGGGGGUUCCACCUCCUAUUUGCAUCCGAAAGAAGACCUGGGAUUUUCGGUUCUCUCUCUCUCUCUCUCUCUCUCUCUCUCUCUCUCUCUCUCUCUCUCUCUCUCUCUCGCUUGCUUUCUCUCUCUCUCUCUCUCUCUCUCUCCACACACACACACACACACACACACACUAGCGAGCGAGCGAACGAGGGAGGAAGGGAGGGAGCGAGGCAGCGAGGUCGAGAGCUAGCGAGCUAUGGCUCUUCCUGUCUUUUCAAGUAUGUACAUCUAUAUAAGGUGCUUGGUGCAUGAUACGUGGAUAUGAAGACAUGGAAAUACAUUGGGGCUCCAUCUCCUAUGUGCAUCAGAAAGAAGGCCUGGGGCUUUCGGUUGUAGGUCACUUACACUGAACGAAAGAUUGCCCCUUUUCUGUUAGCAAAGAUGAAGGAAAGGCAGGAUAUUUCUGAUUGAGUAAAUUUUCGUCUGUUUG